This is a messenger RNA of Acomys russatus (golden spiny mouse), 1287 nucleotides long. RefSeq names its product endothelin 1 (gene Edn1). Lineage: Eukaryota; Metazoa; Chordata; Mammalia; Rodentia; Muridae. Gene Ontology annotation, molecular function: endothelin A receptor binding; hormone activity; endothelin B receptor binding. Gene Ontology annotation, biological process: intracellular calcium ion homeostasis; vein smooth muscle contraction; regulation of systemic arterial blood pressure by endothelin. The record is from RefSeq and is a predicted model, not a curated record. The transcript has 5 exons. Gene Ontology annotation, cellular component: extracellular region. Bases 462 to 1070 code for a protein of 202 amino acids.
GCCCCUGGAUUGUCAGACGGCGGGCGUCUGCCUCUGAAGUUAGCCGUGAUUUCCUCUAGAGCCGGGUCUUAUCUCCGGCAGCACGUUGCCUGUGGGUGACUAAUCACACAAUAACAUUGUUUGGGGCUGGAAUAAAGUCGGAGCUGUUUACCCCCACUCUAUAGGGGUUCAAUAUAAAAAGCCGGCCGAGAGCUGUCCGAGCCAGACGCGUUCCUGCACCAACGCUGCCAGCACUACCCAGACUAAACUGCUGUCCUAGCGCACUGCCUCCCAGGCUGCCCGCGACGCUUUCGCUCCGGUGAGAGGGCCACUUGCUGCGGACCGCGCUGAGAUCUCAACAACCAGAGGCGAUCACAGCGACCAGACACCGUCCUCUUCGUUUUGCACUGAGUUCCAUUUGCGAUCGAGUUUUUUUCUUUUUUCUUUUCUUUUUUCCCUUCUUCUUUUGAUCCCUUUGCAGAAUGGAUUAUUUUCCCGUGAUCUUCUCUUUGCUGUUUGUGGCUUUCCAAGGAGCUCCAGAAACAGCUGUCCUAGGAGCAGAGCUCAGCCCCGGAGCUGAGAAUGGAGGGACGAGCUCCCCUCCCAGCACAUCCUGGAGACCCCGCAGGUCCAAGCGUUGUUCCUGUUCUUCCUUGAUGGACAAGGAGUGUGUCUACUUCUGCCACCUGGACAUUAUCUGGGUCAACACUCCCGAGCGUGUUGUUCCAUAUGGACUGGGAAGCCCUUCCAGGUCCAAGCGUUCCUUGAAGGACUUCCUUCCCACAAAGGCCACCAACCAUGGGAAUAGAUGUCAGUGUGCCCACCCAAAGGACAAGAAGUGCUGGAGUUUCUGCCAAGCAGGAAAGGAACUCAGAGCCCAGAACACCAUGCAGAAAGGCUUAGGAGACAUCGGGAAAAGAGACGCUUAUUCCAAGCCGGGAAAGAAGUCUAUCUAUCAGCAGCUGGUGGAAGGAAGAAAAGUCCGAAGGUUGGAGGCCAUCAGCAACAGCAUCAAGACAUCGUUCCGUGUCGCAAAGUUGAAAGCUGAACUCUACAGAGACCAGAAGUUGACACACAACCGAGCACAUUGACUACAGAGCUUCCUGGUGUUGUGGAAGGCACCACUUCUGUCGAGCAGGCCCCGUGGCUGACUCUGAACUCUCCAUGCUGGCUGGGAUCUUAGCAAGAACAGCCGUCUGGCUUCUACAGUUUCUCGUUCCAACUGGCAAAGGACCAGCAUCCCUGCUCCAAGCAUUCCAAGAAAAGUUGAGGUGUUCCCCAACCUGUCUUUAUUUGCAUCUUCUGGUA